AUGUCCAAGGGACUGAUGGGGAUGAAGUUUAUGCAGCGCGCGGCCGCGAAAUCUUCGCCCUCGACGCCCAAUGGCCCGCCUAGCAAGAAAUCACGCCUUUCGAAUGGCGCAGCUGCUGUAGGAACCUCGGAUCACGACAUUAUACAAUCAGGCCUGGAUGCGGAAGAAGCGAAGCGCCAGGCGGCCCUAGACAAGGCUGCGCAACAUGCGGGUGAGACAAAAUGGGUGUUGAGUUUCAAGGACCCUCUUGAAGGAAAGAGACAAGAUGCAAUGAAGGUCAGGCAAGCGGGAUUCGCUGAGCUCGACGCAGAGGACGAGGACGAGGACGAUGAGGAAGAUGUCAAGCCUAUAAGAAUGCAGUUCGGCGGUGGUGUCAAGAAGAAGGCAGAUACAUCGGUGCCUUUUGUCAAGGCUGAGAACUCGGAAUCAGAAUCCGAACACUCUUCAGACGAUUACGAUUCGGACGAUCCUGCCGCAGAUCUGAUCCGACAGACCAAGCGCGAAAUGGCCACGGAAAAGCGCGAAUCCAAGAAGAAGCGGGGCGACGAUUUAGCCAAGGCAACACCGAAGCGACAGAAGGACAAUAGCGACCUACAGGGCUUGACAUCGAUAUCAGGCAGUCGACGGUCCGGAGGUGGAGGCAUGGCCAACAUGGAAUGCUAUAAAUGUGGGCAAAAGGGACAUAUUUCAGCCAACUGCUCGUCUACACCACGAGGAUCUGCAGGCAGAGGCAAAGGCAAGGGCCGGAGGUAG
This is a messenger RNA of Alternaria ventricosa, 753 nucleotides long. RefSeq lists its product as uncharacterized. Bases 1 to 753 code for a protein of 250 amino acids. The record is from RefSeq and is a predicted model, not a curated record. NCBI's taxonomy places the organism in Eukaryota, Fungi, Ascomycota, Dothideomycetes, Pleosporales, Pleosporaceae. Gene Ontology annotation, molecular function: zinc ion binding; nucleic acid binding. The transcript has 3 exons.